Molecule: messenger RNA, 915 nt
Organism: Theobroma umbraticum
Lineage: Eukaryota; Viridiplantae; Streptophyta; Magnoliopsida; Malvales; Malvaceae
Gene: ERD15
Product: dehydration-induced protein (ERD15)
Source: RefSeq, a predicted model, not a curated record
UCGGAUAGACCUAACCUUAUCCUCGUUGCCCGAACCUAACAGCUCCGGUCCACCCGCCCUAUAUAAGGGCCCUUCCACUAUCCCCUGCCUUUCCAAGCUGAAGCUUUCACAAAGUUCAUCAGAAAUUUGGAAGAAUUUUCGGUUACGCCACUCAAAGUAUUGAAUCAAAGGGAUUGAAAGAAUGGCCCUAGUUGCGGGAGGAAGGUCAACAUUGAACCCCAAUGCCCCUCUGUUUAUUCCUGCUGUUUAUCGCCAAGUGGAGGAUUUCUCACCAGAAUGGUGGCAACUGGUUACAACAUCAACAUGGUACCGAGACUAUUGGCUCAGCCAGCACCAAGAUGAGGAUGGUUUCUAUGACAAUGCCGAAGAUGAUGGCUUUGAUGGCAAUGACAUUGCGGAUUUGCUUCCAGAUACCUUUGAUCUUAUUGCUGAUGAAGAUCUCUCUGGUAUGGAUCUUCAGUUUGAAGAGUUCAUCCAGUCUUACGGGACUGAAAUGGAAAGCACAUCACCCCCUUUACCGUCUAAUGGAGGGUUUGAGAAGGAUACUGAAACUCUGAUGAAGAAUCUGAGUUUGUUGCAAUCGAGUCCUAGGUCUUCAUCAGUGCCAGCGAAGUAUGCUGAGAAGCCAGCCAAGAGUGUGAACCCUAAAUACAGCCCCCGUUGCAUCCAGCAGCCCCGCUGAAAGAGUCUCUAUACCUUGCAGGUUACGAUCUGUUAAGAACCACCGUAGUAUAGUUUGCAGUUAGCAUAACCGUAACAUCUGUAUAGAGCAAGGGUAUAACUCUUGUAUCAAUCCUUGUUCAUUCUCCUGUAUUUGCUUUUAGUUAACAGAAAAUGAAAGAACAAAAGUGUAAAAAUAAUAAUAAUAAUAAUUGUAAAAUUUUAGAAAAAAAAAUGGGAAUUUACCUUUCGUCA